Molecule: messenger RNA, 2051 nt
Organism: Prunus mume (Japanese apricot)
Lineage: Eukaryota; Viridiplantae; Streptophyta; Magnoliopsida; Rosales; Rosaceae
Product: (R)-mandelonitrile lyase 1-like
Molecular function (GO): oxidoreductase activity, acting on CH-OH group of donors; flavin adenine dinucleotide binding
Source: RefSeq, a predicted model, not a curated record
UGCAAGUGCUUUUAAUGUUCAAAGACAUGGAGAAAUCAACAAUGUCAGUUAUACAAUUUGUGUUGCAUCUUCUUGCUCUUCAUCUUCAGUAUUCAGAGGUUCACUCGCUUGCCAAUACUUCUUCUCAUGAUUUUAGCUACUUGAAGUUUGUGUACAACGCUACUGAUACAAGCUUGGAAGGAUCAUAUGACUACAUUGUAGUCGGUGGAGGAACAUCAGGGUGUCCAUUGGCAGCAACUUUAUCAGAAAAAUACAAGGUGCUUCUUCUAGAAAGAGGCACUAUUGCUACAGAAUACCCGAAGACGUUGACUGCAGAUGGGUUUGCAUAUAAUCUGCAGCAACAAGAUGAUGGAAAGACGCCAGUCGAAAGGUUCGUGUCCGAAGAUGGCAUUGAUAAUGUGCGAGGCAGGAUCCUCGGUGGCACGACCAUAAUCAAUGCCGGCGUCUACGCCAGAGCUAACAUUUCAUUCUAUAGUCAAACAGGAAUUGAAUGGGACCUGGAUUUGGUCAAUAAGACAUAUGAGUGGGUUGAAGACGCCAUUGUGGUCAAGCCAAAUAAUCAAUCUUGGCAAUCUGUUAUAGGAGAGGGAUUCUUGGAGGCUGGUAUUCUUCCAGACAAUGGAUUUAGUUUGGAUCACGAAGCAGGAACUAGACUCACCGGCUCAACUUUUGACAAUAAUGGAACCCGACAUGCAGCUGAUGAACUGCUUAAUAAAGGAGACCCUAACAACUUGCUAGUUGCAGUUCAGGCCUCAGUAGAGAAGAUCCUCUUCUCUUCCAAUACAUCAAAUUUGUCAGCCAUUGGAGUCAUAUAUACGGAUUCUGAUGGAAACUCUCAUCAGGCAUUUGUACGCGGUAACGGAGAAGUUAUUGUUAGUGCAGGGACAAUCGGAACGCCUCAGGUUCUACUACUUAGUGGCGUUGGACCAGAGUCUUACCUAUCCUCUCUCAACAUCACGGUUGUUCAGCCGAAUCCUUACGUUGGGCAGUUUGUGUAUGACAAUCCUCGUAAUUUCUUUAAUAUUUUGCCCCCAAAUCCAAUUGAAGCCUCUGUUGUAACUGUUUUAGGCAUUAGAAGUGAUUAUUAUCAAGUUUCUCUGUCAAGCUUGCCAUUUUCCACUCCACCCUUUAGUCUUUUUCCUACAUCUUACCCCCUCCCAAAUUCGACUUUCGCUCAUAUUGUUAGCCAAGUUCCAGGACCUUUGUCUUAUGGUUCUCUCACCCUAAAUUCAUCAUCUGACGUGAGAAUCGCUCCGAAUAUUAAAUUCAAUUACUUUUCAAAUUCCACGGACCUUGCUAAUUGCGUUAGCGGCAUGAAGAAGCUUGGUGACUUAUUAAGGACAAAGGCAUUAGAACCAUAUAAAGCUCGAGAUGUGCUGGGAAUUGACGGUUUCAAUUAUUUGGGAGUACCUCUACCAGAGAACCAAACAGAUGAUGCAUCCUUCGAAACAUUUUGUCUAGAUAAUGUAGCUUCAUACUGGCAUUACCACGGUGGAAGCCUUGUUGGGAAAGUGCUUGAUGAUAGUUUCCGUGUUAUGGGGAUCAAAGCAUUACGCGUUGUUGAUGCCUCCACUUUCCCUUACGAACCAAACAGCCAUCCUCAGGGCUUCUAUCUGAUGUUAGGCAGGUAUGUGGGCCUUCAAAUCCUGCAAGAAAGAACGUUCUGAUUGAAGGCUAUUCAUGAUAUUCAAGACUCCCAGUUCCAACCGAGGAUCUUGGAUUUCCUUAAUUCAGCAUAUCCUUUGCUCUUUAAGAUAAUAAACCCACAAGAUCUGACUCAAUUGGGAUUAGGGUUUGGCUUGCAAAGAGGGAUUGGGCUCAUUUCCCUUGGCCAGAUGUUCCUCUCUUUUUUCUCGUUGAAUAAAUUGUAGAGUGCUGCUAAAUGAUAGCAAAAUAUAAAUAUUAUAGCAGCUCUCAUAUAAAUUAUAAAUUGUAGAGAUCUGACUCAUGUAGUGUACUUAGUAGUAGAGUGCUCCUUGUAGUGUACUUAAAUUACAGGGUGUACUCAGUUAAUUUUAAGGUUCGGUUAGCAGCACUCAUGUCGAGGUUCU